This is a messenger RNA of Centruroides sculpturatus (bark scorpion), 1652 nucleotides long. RefSeq names its product keratin-associated protein 5-1-like. The record is from RefSeq and is a predicted model, not a curated record. The transcript is spliced from 2 exons. The coding region runs from base 64 to 1602 and encodes 512 amino acids. NCBI's taxonomy places the organism in Eukaryota, Metazoa, Arthropoda, Arachnida, Scorpiones, Buthidae.
CGAAAAUUCAUGCUGAGAUCUUUGAAGUUUCACACAAGUUAUCUCUCCACAAUACAAUAAAGUAUGAGUCCAUUUAAAUUUAUUUUGGUUUCAGUAUUUUUUGUUGAUGUACUGAAUAUAGUUGCACAAAGAGCUUGUCCUAAACUAAAUGAAGAACUGAAAUCUUGUGGAGCUUGCGAUGGAACGUGCGAUAUUCCAAAUCCUAUAUGCUCCGAUUUAUGCAGACCAGCUUCGUGUGGAUGCAUCAACGGUACUGUUAGAAAUAAAUAUAACAAAUGUAUCCCAGUAAAAGAAUGUUGUCCUGAACCGAAUGAAGAACUGAAACUUUGUGGAGCUUGCGAUGGAACGUGCAAUAUUACAAAUCCUUUUUGCCCUGAAGACUGCGGACCAGCUUCGUGUGGAUGCAUCGAGGGAACUGUCAGAAACGAUUAUAAUAUAUGUAUCCCAGUAGAAGAAUGUUGUCCUGAACCGAAUGAAGAACUGAAAUUUUGUGGAGCUUGCGAUGGAACGUGCGAUAUUCCAAAUCCUGUAUGCUCCGAUUUAUGCAGACCAGCUUCGUGUGGAUGCAUCAACGGUACUGUUAGAAAUAAAUAUAAUAAAUGUAUCCCAGUAGAAUUGUGUUGUCUUAAACCGAAUGAAGAACUGAUACCUUGUGGAGCUUGCGAUGGAACGUGUAAUACUCCAAAUCCUUUUUGCACCCUUGAAUGCGGACCAGAUUCGUGUGGAUGCAUCGAGGGAACUGUCAGAAACGAUUAUAAUAUAUGUAUCCCAGUAGAAGAAUGUUGUCCUGAACCGAAUGAAGAACUGAAAUUUUGUGGAGCUUGCGAUGGAACUUGCGAUAUUCCAAAUCCUGUAUGCUCCGAUUUAUGCAGACCAGCUUCGUGUGGAUGCAUCAACGGUACUGUUAGAAAUAAAUAUAAUAAAUGUAUCCCAGUAGAAUUGUGUUGUCUUAAACCGAAUGAAGAACUGAUACCUUGUGGAGCUUGCGAUGGAACGUGUAAUACUCCAAAUCCUUUUUGCACCCUUGAAUGCGGACCAGAUUCGUGUGGAUGCAUCGAGGGAACUGUCAGAAACGAUUAUAAUAUAUGUAUCCCAGUAGAAGAAUGUUGUCCUGAACAGAAUGAAGAACUAAAACCUUGUGGAGCUUGCGAUAGAAUAUGCAGUAUUUUAUAUCCUAUAUGCCCUGAAGACUGCGGACCAGCUUCGUGUGGAUGCAUCGAAGGAACUGUCAGAAACGAUUAUAAUAUAUGUAUACCAGUAGAAGAAUGUUGUCCUGAACCGAAUGAAGAACUGAAAUUUUGUGGAGCUUGCGAUGGAACGUGCAGUAAUCCAAAUCCUAUAUGCCCCUUUUUUUGCAUAUCAUCUUCGUGUGGAUGCAUCAGCGGUACUGUUAGAAAUAAAUAUAACAAAUGUAUCCCAGUAGAAGAAUGUUGUCCUGAACCGAAUGAAGAACUAAAACCUUGUGGAGCUUGCGAUGGAACGUGCGAUGUUCCAAAUCCUAUAUGCACUGAAGAAUGCGGACCAGCUUCGUGUGGAUGCGUUAACGGUACUGUCAGAAAUAAAUGUAACAAAUGUAUCCCGUUAACAGAUUGUUGUUAUUAAUAUGAAGUUUUGAAUUCUAUGUUUAAUUCGGGUUAUACAAUGUAUUGUCU